Messenger RNA from Aphis gossypii (cotton aphid), 1556 nucleotides. It is a transcript of the gene unc-119, whose product is annotated as protein unc-119 homolog B. The record is from RefSeq and is a predicted model, not a curated record. NCBI's taxonomy places the organism in Eukaryota, Metazoa, Arthropoda, Insecta, Hemiptera, Aphididae. The transcript is spliced from 6 exons. Gene Ontology annotation, molecular function: lipid binding. Gene Ontology annotation, cellular component: cilium. Gene Ontology annotation, biological process: cilium assembly; nervous system development; lipoprotein transport. Bases 472 to 1149 code for a protein of 225 amino acids.
AUCGAGCGACUUGCGCCCGCGAGCUGGACGACUGAAAGGCUGGUCGCUGGUGUUUUGCGUAGGUUGUUAUGCUCGUGGGGUUAAUGUGUUUUUUUUAGAUCAUUGACCCCUAUUAUUAUAUUACCUCGUUCUCGUUUUUUCCCUCUAGUUUUUUUUUUUAUUAUUAUCAUUAUUAUUCCAUUUGUGCACAUUAUACCCGUGUCACUUCGAGACAAUGACAAGUGCGAAAUAAACCGUCUGGGUUAGUGGGUUGCGCCAUUAUUCCGGAUUUCGAACUGCGUUGCGCAUUAAACAAUCAUUAUCGUUCUCAAAGACAGGACAUUUUUUAGGUUCAAAUAUUUUUCAUUUUCUGGCCGUCUACUGAACUGCCUACCACUGGCACAUCGUUGUUGUUGACUAAGUCGACAGCAAAAUGGAAUCUAACUGUUGACAGCUUGCACAAUACUGUGUUAGUGUUUUUAUUGAUAAAGCAUGAUAUCUGUUGGGACAAGUUCAAAAAUGGCCAAUAACAGGACUAAUGCUGCCACCUCUUCUACCUCCUCUGACGCUGAUUCAGAAGAGAUAGCUGAACAAAUUUUACGGAAAAAAACUAUUAUAUCACCAGAAGAUGUAUUGACUUUGCCUAAAAUAACAGAAGGGUAUUUAUGCACUCCAGAUGCAAAUGUAUAUAAUAUAGACUUUAUACGUUUUAAAAUACGUGAUCUUGAUACAGGCAUGGUUUUGUUUGAAAUUGCCAAACCUUCUGUAGUACUUGAAGACAAUCAAACUGAAGGAAAAGUAGAGGAGACAGAUCUUAAUAGUGGCCGAUUUGUACGCUAUCAAUUUACACCAAAGUUUCUUAAACUGAAAUUGGUUGGAGCAACUGUGGAGUUUACGGUGGGAAGUAAGCCAGUUAACAAGUUUCGCAUGAUUGAACGUCAUUAUUUCCGUAACAAAUUAUUAAAGACAUUUGACUUUGAAUUUGGUUUUUGCAUACCGCACAGCAAAAAUACAUGUGAACACAUAUACAAGUUUCCAAAUUUGGAUCCUGAAUCGAUUAAGGAAAUGAUUCAAAAUCCAUUUGAGACUAAAUCGGACAGUUUCUAUUUUGUUGAAGAUCGGCUCAUAAUGCACAACAAAGCUGAAUACGCAUACAAUGGCGGAGUUUAGUUGAACCAAGACAACCUAUUUUAUGUUUGUUGAACAUAAUUAACAUUUCACGAUUUUUUUCUUAAAAUUCAUUUUAACAUGAUUUUAUAUCACAUUGUGUGGUCACAUUUGUCACAUUUUUUGAAGUGGAGUUGCACCGUAUACUCCAGCAAGUUCUAAUUUUUUUUUUAAAUCUGUUUGAACUCAAAUAUCACAGUGUUCUAUGAGUAUAAGACCUAGUAUUAUACAUUAUUUAUUAUUAUUGUUUAAAAUACUAGAAAUGUUAAUUGUUAUGAAUUUCAUUAUAAUUCAUUAAAAUCAAUCACAAUUAUAUUUUAUUUCUGUGAUAAAAAAAAAAAAGAGUUUCACUAUUAAUAAAUAUAUAUUAAAUAUUUAAGGAAAUAAAACAUUUUUACAAUUUAUUCAAA